AGCAUAACCCCAAAGAGAACGUCGUCUUGGCCGACUGCGGCAUCGGUGAUGUCCCAGGACACCCAGACUGGGCAUCGUCGCAACAUGUCCUCUACUACGACGGAGCAGUAUGUACGUAUCCCACGGCGCCCUCCCACGAGAGCAACAAGACACUGACUUGGCAUGAUAGGGACCGACGCCGCGGGAUCCGCAACGAACCAGCCCAGCAUGGUCCAGGUAGUGCCGUGGGACGGCUCCUACCCCUGGCGUUUCUCCGCGGUCACUGUCAUCAUGCCCAACAACGACAAUUUCUACAUUCAGAUAUCGAGUCCAGAGGCUGGUGACGGGAACACGCUGGUGGGCGUCAUCGUUCACUCGUACGACGCCACGUGGCUUCGAUGCUACUCAUGGCACAAGAAGAAUGUGUACCGGCUCCCUAACGGCCAGUCGUGCGCCUCGGCGUUUGUGUGCAACCACGCGGACGGCCCCGUCUCGCAGUCCAAGGUGACCGUCAAGGUCUCGACCAACACGGAUAGCGCCACGCUCGACACGGUCGUCUCGGUCGACGACGUCUUUGGCAAGAUCGACUACGGCAACGACAAGCAGGUCUGCGAUGAGUCCUGGAAGGAUAUGCCAGGGACGGGCUGCAAGAUCCGGGCCAGGUGCCACGGUAACGUCCCAGGCCUCGUGGAGAAGAUGGUGAGCGGCCUCAAGGACCUGGCACGGUCCAAGGACGCCGGUAUGUUCUCCGAGUCGACCGUCCGGGACAAGAAGUGGGACCCGUGUAAGACAGGCCGCGACACGUGUAUCGGUGGUUGGGACUGGUACGACCGCCCCGUCACUAAAGUGGCGCAACAGCUGUCCGUCUAUGUCAGCGAUGAGAAUGGCAACGACAAGGGUGAGUUGUCGUACGAGCUUGACUGUAGCAUGGCCAAGUCAUGUGCCGGCUGCGAUGCCGCCAAGUUCGGGAUGGCAGUGGGCAGUGUAUUCGGCGGACCGUUCGCAAUCCUCUUUGGCGCGGGCGGUCUCGUGACGGAGGCGGCUUGUGCUUCGUCGGGGUGUUGAUGCUGCUGGUCUCAAAGAUCCAAGGCCAACGACUGGAGGAGACGCCGAAGCAAGGAGACGCCGAAGCAAUGGGGAUCGUUUUGCUCAAAUUAAUAGAGUACUUAACACAACAACAUG
Messenger RNA from Emericellopsis atlantica, 1161 nucleotides. RefSeq lists its product as uncharacterized. Bases 163 to 1044 code for a protein of 293 amino acids. NCBI's taxonomy places the organism in Eukaryota, Fungi, Ascomycota, Sordariomycetes, Hypocreales, Bionectriaceae. The record is from RefSeq and is a predicted model, not a curated record. The transcript has a single exon.